Lemur catta (Ring-tailed lemur) is the source of this 3998-nucleotide messenger RNA. RefSeq names its product G protein subunit gamma 2 (gene GNG2). Gene Ontology annotation, cellular component: heterotrimeric G-protein complex. The transcript has 6 exons. Gene Ontology annotation, biological process: G protein-coupled receptor signaling pathway. Lineage: Eukaryota; Metazoa; Chordata; Mammalia; Primates; Lemuridae. The record is from RefSeq and is a predicted model, not a curated record. Bases 625 to 840 code for a protein of 71 amino acids. Gene Ontology annotation, molecular function: G-protein beta-subunit binding.
CAGGAAGGGGCCGACUGAGUGGUCUGUGGGGGCUGUGGCAGGGGUGAGGGCUGGGGAAUGAGAAAGGGAAGGAAGGAACAGACAGCAUCGGAGGGACUUGAACAAAGGGGUAGAGGAGAUUAUAGUCAAAUCACUGUCAGCAGCCCAGGAGCAGACAAAACCACUGGAGUAAGCCCUCAAAUGCAAAUGAGAGGGAAAAGAAGCAAGCUGCUAACAGCUACCAAGAAGAGGAGGAAGUGGGAGAUGCGCUGCUUCCUGUAGAAAGAACGUUGAUUGAAGACAAAGCUGGGUGGGGACUAGUCCCUGGGCUGCAGCCGCGACUGCUGCUGCUACACAUACACACGGCGCUGCUGCCGCGCUCCUCGGGCAACUCCUACUACUGCUGGGCUGGGCUGGGCUGGGCUGGGCUGCGCCGGAGCUCGCCUGCACAGAUCGGCUCUGGAGAGAGGGGGAAAGCCACUCUCCUCUGACCAAGCCUCAGAAGCUAAGCAAUCACUGCUACGCUUUCUGUGUAUACAUUGGACUAAGAACCUCAGCCAGAUCUGCCAGUGAACCUCAGGCUGUGGGAACUAAAGAGGUUUUCUGUCUUUUUAAGUGUGUCUGAAAAAUCCAUCCAGCACUCCGAUGGCCAGCAACAACACUGCCAGCAUAGCACAGGCCAGGAAGCUGGUGGAGCAGCUGAAGAUGGAAGCCAACAUCGACAGGAUAAAGGUGUCCAAGGCAGCUGCAGACUUGAUGGCCUACUGUGAAGCGCAUGCCAAGGAAGAUCCCCUGCUGACCCCUGUCCCAGCGUCAGAAAACCCAUUUAGGGAGAAGAAGUUUUUCUGCGCCAUCCUUUAAAUCUUCAAGAGGAGCCUGAAGAGCCUCCGGGCUCCUGGGACAUUGAUGUAGAGUUUUUAGCAAAGUGGGCGCCUUUCUAGUCCACGGCAUUUGAAGAGAGCAAGGAGAACCAUCCUGGAAACUCCAGGUUAUGCAUGUUUAAAGAACCGGUCCCCUUAUGAGAAUGCAAGCCGAUCCACAUCCCAAUUUAAGAGAUCUGAUUCUGCAGAAUUGCCUGGAGGAGGGGAAUAUAUAAAAAUAAAAUUGGUGUCACUUCUUUUCUGCUAUCUCUCCCCCAAAACCUUAUGUUACUGCUUUAUAUUUAAAAAAUAAAAAUUAAAACCAACAGCUGUACUGAGUUAAGAUAUGUAUGACCUUCUUGGAAUGAAUAUUGUCUUUAGAAUACCCUUUGAUAAGCUGAGUUGUCCAGUGUAGCCACGGUUUGGUUUAAUGGCUUUGAUGUUUAGUCUUUGUGCCUUUCUUCUUUUUUCCUUCUUCCUGCCCUUCCUCUACCCUUCCCCAUGACAGUAGUGUGGAGAUAAGGCUGGAAUUGUCUGUAAGAUUGAACUCCCAGGAAGAGCCCCCAAAAUGUUUAGGGAGAUGUUCCCCGUGGUGUAUCCUCAUGGUAAUAACAACGACAAAAAAUGCCGGUUGUCUCUGUUCUCUUAUCACUAUUCCUAACAUUUGUACAUGAUAGCUUUGAUUCUGCAAGUACAAGUAAAUCAUGUGUUGUGACUGGUGCUUUCAUAUAUUUGUGACAAUUUUUGAGUAAUACUGCAUGAAAAUGUCCCUAUGUUACAUCCAUUCAGAAGUUUUAUUGUUUUGCUAAAAAGUUGGAAAAAGAAAUGAGAGGGAAAAGAUGCUGGGGAGGAAAAAACUCAAUAUUUGGAAAAUUGAGGUUACUUCAGAGCCUUAGCCACACCUAAAAUACCUCCUAGCUAAGAGUGGCGUACACGCCUCUUCAGUAUAUUUUCCAGAAUCCAAAGCAUUUUUUUGGUUAAUCCCGGAUCCAGGGCAGCACAGCUACCACCCAUCAGGAGAGUAAAGGAUUCACCAUGAAUUGGGAAGUGCUUUUGUCAUAGAGUAUAAGCAAGUUCCCUCUUUCCCUGAAUCAUCGAAAUUCUAGAUUGAAAGAACACUUUCUGUACUCUUAAGAAAACCAUGGCCCUUCUUUAUUCACGUAUCAGGAGAAAUAAAUCCACAGCUCCAGAGGAGGUGACCCCGUCUUAGAAGGCUGGCUGUUCGCCUACCAGGGAGGACCCCUGCUAGCCACUCUCUGGGCGGCAGGUGGGGAGCCCACAGCUGGCUCCACCAGAAAGGGUUCUGGCGCUUUUUCUCCAUGGAGAUGGUCUUGAAUUUUCACUCAUCAAAAUUUCAAUAGAAUCUUUUCUUUGUUUUUGUUCUCCAUCUUGUUUGUUAGAGUCUCUCAGUCUUUAUUUACAACUCCCUGCAGAUAGAUCUCUCUCUUGCCAAGAUAUGAUAUUGAGAGUGAUUUCUCAUUGCAGCUGGAGCCUCCAUCAGAAAUGUCAGGCCCUGAAAGCCUCUAUCAUUUUUUCUGUGUCAUCCCUAGUCAAAGAGGGUCUCUCUUACAUGUUGUUUGCUUUCAAAUCCCAAAAGACCAUUUCCCAAUUAAUUUUAUGCUCCUCUCACCCCUUUCCAUUCUCUUUCUCCUGUUUUUUUGUUUUUUUUUUUUUUAAAAAAAAGCACACACAGACAAAAACAGAAGUAUGAAAAGGGAGGGAAAAAGAAGAUAAAAAGACUUAAUAUGCCAAGGACAGAUUUUUGAAACAGACUUGGUCAAUGUUUUCCUUACCUCCUUUAUGGGCAUGCUGGUGAGAGAAUAAGUGUUUCCAAUUAAAGCUCACGCCUGGGGUGGGAGAGAAGAGGAUAUUGAAACAUUUGUGAAAUGUAUGAAUAUACUUCUGUAACCAGAUGCUUCUGUUCUUCUGUUCAAAUUUUGGAAUUUUGUAACAGUCAGUGAAAUACUGAUAAAUAUUUAGCGGGAAAAACCUGGCAGAGAACUUAUUAAACUAUAGUAUUUUACAACUAGCUUAGUAAUACUGUGCAAUCAGCUAAAACCAUAUCACAUUUUUAAAAUGAGCCAAAACAUGAAUAUGUAGUCACAUGAAAACGACUGUGAAUAAAGCACUCUUAGGUGGUGAUUAAGGCAUCAUUAGAAGGCCCAGAUGAUUUUCAUAAUCCACAGCAUUUCUUUUUCUCAGAAGGACUACAUUUUCAUGUUCCUUAAAAGUUAAGGAAAUCCCAAACUGCAUGUCACCACGCUUAUAAAAGGAGAGAGGAGGCAGAAAAUACAUAGCCCAUCUGAAAUUAAGUUCAAGGAAAAUGUUGUGGACUUUUUAUAAUUUAAUGUCUUACAUACAGUAUAGAAUUAUAAUACCAAAAUCUUUAUAUAAGUUUUGGCUUCAUGGUAUUUGUACUUAUUCAGGGGAAAAAGUCUUUUGAUUACUUAUGCCUCUAAAGAGUUUAAUUCCUUUAGAAAUUCAACAAUCAUUUUCACCAGCACAAUUUUAUCUUAAAGGGUAACUAAUAAAAAUUCAUCUUAAUUAUUUAAGGCCCUAGUCUCUAUAGAGAAUAUAUUGGUUAGUAAUGAAAACCUGCCACGGAACUAGUUAAUAAGCAGUAACAAUAAACUUCAUAUUUAGAAUGCAAACUCUGUAAGGAAAAAAAAUCUUACAUCAUCCUCAAUAUUAACUUCAGUUUAAAAGUUGUUAUUUUUUUUAUUUGAAACCAAGCACUAUUUAAUUUAAAUCAGAGGAUGCAAAUUAGUACUUUGAUCUGAAUCUGAAUUUGCUAAUAAUAUUUGAAAGAGAUUGCCUACCAAGGAAAAAUUAAACAAUGAAAACUAUUUCUCCAUACACUCAUACUCACAUUAGGAAUUUUGAGAAAAAGCAUGCUAUCUUAGGGAAUUUUUAUACUUUUUCUUUCUUUUCAAAUAUUUGUUUCUAGCUGCUCCUGGCAAUGAUGAAUUGUUAACUUAUAUAUUAAUGUCUCACAGCCCAAGAAUUGUUCACAUUUUUCCUAUAUGAGAUCUAUGGUGUGUGUAUUUCAAAGAGAGGGAAAUACAGAAAUGUUAAAGCAAGAAAACCUGAAUGUGAUGUGCACGUUUUCAUCCCCCAUGGACAAUGUAUUUGUUUUAAUAAAUGGAAUUUUCAGAUUCA